Messenger RNA from Pantherophis guttatus, 1708 nucleotides. It is a transcript of the gene FAAP24, whose product is annotated as FA core complex associated protein 24. NCBI's taxonomy places the organism in Eukaryota, Metazoa, Chordata, Lepidosauria, Squamata, Colubridae. Gene Ontology annotation, biological process: interstrand cross-link repair. The record is from RefSeq and is a predicted model, not a curated record. Gene Ontology annotation, molecular function: chromatin binding. Gene Ontology annotation, cellular component: Fanconi anaemia nuclear complex.
GAACUGCUGGCAAUAGCUGGUGGAAGAGCUUAAACUAUGAAUGGGAGCCUCUCUUGGUUUGCUUGCGUGUAUGUGCGCGUUCGCACGUGUAUUUUAAGGCGCUGGAGGGUCUUAGAGGUUGCUGUGCAGGAUCUUUAAGCGGACAAAUAACCUUACAAGUGCGAAGGAAGUUUAAUAAUGGCAAAUGAUAACACCCCAGUCCGAGCAGGAGCUGGAAAUGUUCCUUUGGGCCAUGUGAUUGGCAAUGAGAAAUGGAAGGGUUCCCAGAUUGCUCAGGAGAUGCAAGGUAAAGUUAAGCUUAUUCUGGAAGAUCGUCUGGGACUCGUGGACUUUCAUCUUUCAAACAGAUGCUGCAUCCUCUACAUAUCUGAAGCCGAUCUGGUGGCAGGAAAUGGCUUCAAAAGAAGACUGGUUCGUUUUAGAAAUGCUUGCACUCUUCAAGGGAUUGUAUUAGUUGAAAAAACCCAAAUAAGUAACCAGUAUUUUCCAGAAGUGCAGAAAUUUGUCGUUCUGGAACUCGGAAUGACAUUACUUCCGGUGGCCAGCCAAAAAGAAGCCGCUCAACUUAUUGCUCAAUUGGUGCACGAACAAACUAAAACCAGUCAUCCUUUCCAAAGUAAGAAAUGUACCAAGUUAUUGGAACCAUCUGUACUCCAUACAGUUCAGCAGAUUCCAGGAGUUGGAAAAACAAAAGCACUUCUUCUUCUGGAAAACUUUGGAAAUAUCCAUCAGCUUUGCAAUGCCUCUCUCCAGGAGCUCGAAGGAGUAGUUGGCCGCAGCCUAGCUCAACAAAUCCAUGCAUUCUUCAACCAAACAAAAUAAUCUGGGUUUUUCAACAUCGGCGAUAAGGUUUUUGAAAGGCUGCAAGUUUCUUUACACACAUGGUCAGAUUUCGGUUUGUAUGAAACACAAAAGAGCCUUGAUUUCCAUCUGAGGAGCAAAUAAAUCAGGAAAUUAUUUUUUAAGCUCCGAGUUUGCUCCAUCUGGGCUUUGUAGGGUAUGCUUUUGGCUUUCAUACAGCUGGACACGAUGUCACCUUUUAUGAAUAGCAUUGAACGCUUUUUCCUGGAGAAUUAACUGGAGCACCAACAUCCUCUUUGUCUUCCUUUAAAAUGGUUUUUGUUCAUUUAUUACUAGUUUCUUAAGUACAUUCUUCUUCAUGUCAAAUCUCAGCUGCUUCUUAAAGGAACUGCCAAAUAAGCCAGAUUUCAUCUGUGUUUGUUAAGACUUGAAAAAUAGGGGAGGCUCUGAGUUACUUUCUAAGCCGAAAAAGAGCAGGUUGUCCAAUGUAAAUGAAUUUUACAUUUGUUCUGUGGACGGUCCCUGUUGCCCUAUUGUUUUGGAUGUAGAAGAAAAGCCUAAUCCGUCUACCUGUCUUUUUGCCUACCUUUCAUAACUUGUUGAUGAGAAGUUAUGAAUUCUGAGCAUCAGAACUGCCUUGAAUGGAUCGUUUACUGACCGUUGGGAACCGUUAUUUAAUGUGUUUGAUUUUUUGUAUCCAUUAAAAUCAGGGAUCAGAUCCCCUGUUCUGAUUUGUAUGAAUAAUGCAGAGAUAAUAGAGGAGUUCCUGGAUGGAUCAUCAAUUAAGAAAUUUGUUUUCACUUGACCUUCAACAGUCUGGCCGAAGGAAGUCACUUUGGGCAAACAGCACUAAAAAAAAAACCAAAAAAAAAAAACCAGGAAUAAACCUUGUUUCUUUCCGGCUCUA